AUGAUAGGCACUCGUGUAGGAGAGGGACAUCGAAAUUAUCAGUUGAUGUAUGAUAUGUUGACUGGGAUUCGAAUUGCUGUGGGUCGUGUAUCUGCCAAGAUACGCAGAGAACUUAGUGAUGAUGACUUUAAGGCAGCUCAUAAGCUAGUAUUUGAUGUCACUGGUAACGAGUUGACGCCUGGUGUCAAGUAUGAUUUCAAGUUUAAGGAUUAUGCGCCUUGGGUGUUUAGAUAUUUACGAGAACAGUUUCAUAUUGAUCCUGCAGAUUACAUGAUGUCACUUACGAAUAAAUACAUUCUCAGUGAAUUAGGGUCACCGGGAAAGAGCGGAAGCUUCUUUUACUAUUCUCGAGACUAUCGAUUUAUUAUUAAGACAAUUCAUCACACAGAACAUAAAUUUAUGCGAAAGAUACUCAAGGACUAUUAUCAGCAUGUUUGUGAGAACCCACAUACAUUACUCUGUCGAUUCUAUGGAUUACAUCGCAUCAAGUUACCUCAUGGAAGAAAGAUUCAUUUUGUAGUCAUGGGUAACGUGCUGCCGAGCAAUAAAGAUGUACAUGAGACAUAUGACUUGAAGGGAUCUACUUAUGGAAGAAUAACAACAGAGGAAGAUAUCAGCAAGAAUCCCCAUGCGGUAUUAAAGGACCUCAACUGGGUCAAUAGAAAGAAGAGAUUAGAGCUUGGUACACAAAAGAAAGCACUAUUCUUAGAGCAGUUACGUACAGAUGUGCAAUUGUUAUCCAGAUUGAAUAUUAUGGACUAUAGCUUGCUUAUUGGGAUACAUGAUAUCAUUAGAGGAAAUACUGAAAAUAUUAGAGAUAGUAACCUGCGCUUUGUUCAACCACAUACAAAGGAAUUGGAAAGAACCCUAUCAAGAAAUAGAAGAGGGAGUAAAGCAGACAUUGUAAGAAGAGCAAUUAAGCUAUCCAACCCUGUUCAAUUGGAUUCUUCACUGUUACCAGAAACACCUUUUGAAGAGAGAAAGUAUUGUAUAUUUUACUCUGAGGAUGGUGGAUUUAAAUCAACAGAUGAAAAUAAUCAACCAACAGAUAAAGUCUAUUAUAUGGGUGUUAUUGAUAUCUUGACAAGAUACAGUUUACUAAAGAGAGCAGAACAUGCAUUAAAGAGUCUCACUCAAAAUAGGGACACUAUAUCUGCUAUUCAUCCCAAGAUGUACAGCGAACGAUUUAUUGCAUUUAUUGAGAAUUUAGCAGUGAUAAACUAUAAGAAAGACAACUGA
This is a messenger RNA of Rhizopus microsporus ATCC 52813, 1239 nucleotides long. RefSeq names its product SAICAR synthase-like protein. Gene Ontology annotation, biological process: phosphatidylinositol metabolic process. The transcript is spliced from 4 exons. The record is from RefSeq and is a predicted model, not a curated record. NCBI's taxonomy places the organism in Eukaryota, Fungi, Mucoromycota, Mucoromycetes, Mucorales, Rhizopodaceae. The coding region runs from base 1 to 1239 and encodes 412 amino acids. Gene Ontology annotation, molecular function: phosphatidylinositol kinase activity.